AAAGAGGAGUCUCUUUUGUGUCGCAUAUUAUAGGAGCCAUAUGGUGUGGUAGUUCAUUUAAAUUAAUUUUUUUGUUUAUGACAUGAUCACCUUCAUCGCGCACGUUCACUGUUAUUCAUCGUGAAGCACAACAAACCAUCGCGUAUAUUAACUUUGGCUUUGAAGUUUGUUGUUCUACAAAAAAAUAAUAAUUUUAAACGAGAUGGGUGAUAAUUUUCGAGUCAUUACAUCAGACUAUGUGAGGGUGAAUGUUACAAACUCCCAAAAUUCGGCCGUAUCUUUGGAACAAAAAUUUGCAAAGAGCUUAACGAUUGAAGAAUUGAAGAACAAACUUGAGAUUAUAACUGGAGGAUGUGCAUCCAGCAUGCAACUGGAUCUCUACAAUGGGGACAAAUUUAUUGCUAAGCUAGAGGACGGCACAAUUCUCGGUUCAUAUCCCAUAGAAAAUGAUAUGCGGAUACAUGCCAUUUACAGUAUAUCAUACAUUGCCGAAAAUGUGCCCAAAUUCGAAAUGAGCGACGAACAGUACAAAGACAAACAGAAUACCGUUCGCGAUUUCUUGAAGAAAAACAAUUUGGGAAAGUACAAUGAGGAAGAGCAGAAGAAAAUGGCCGAACGGAAACGGAUCCAAGCGGAAGAGGAAGCACGACUAGCUAGCCUAGCAACAAUUGGUUCCAGGUGUUUGGUGACCGCUAAAGGUCCACGUCGCCUAGGCACCGUCAUGUACAAUGGACCGUUGGACGGAAAGAGUGGCAUUUUUAUUGGCGUGAAAUUUGAUGAGCCGUUGGGUGUGAACGAUGGAACUGUCAACGGAAAGAGGUACUUCGAAUGUCCACCAAAGUAUGGCAGUCUGGUUCCAGUGUCUAAUGUUACAAUCGGCGACUUCCCACCGGAGAAUUAUGAUGAUGAACUUUGAAAUGGACACACAAUUUAUGGCGUUUUUUUACGUUUCCUAACUAAUGGGUUAACACGCACGCAAUAUAAUUGCUUCAAUGUUUUGAGAAAUCGCAUUCCUUGAUGGUACUAAAAAUUCUAAACAGAAAAUAAAAUCGAAGUUUUUGUGU
Bradysia coprophila is the source of this 1064-nucleotide messenger RNA. Its product is annotated as tubulin-binding cofactor B. The record is from RefSeq and is a predicted model, not a curated record. Gene Ontology annotation, molecular function: alpha-tubulin binding; microtubule plus-end binding. Gene Ontology annotation, cellular component: cell cortex; nucleus; microtubule plus-end. Gene Ontology annotation, biological process: post-chaperonin tubulin folding pathway; cytoplasmic microtubule organization; tubulin complex assembly. Lineage: Eukaryota; Metazoa; Arthropoda; Insecta; Diptera; Sciaridae.